Aspergillus saccharolyticus JOP 1030-1 is the source of this 739-nucleotide messenger RNA. RefSeq names its product DUF504 domain-containing protein. The transcript is spliced from 2 exons. The annotation marks the transcript as partial. The record is from RefSeq and is a predicted model, not a curated record. Lineage: Eukaryota; Fungi; Ascomycota; Eurotiomycetes; Eurotiales; Aspergillaceae.
CACUGCUACUACAAUAUUAAGAGUUAAAUAAGCCGCUGCUGUAGAUUGUUUGAUAAAAGCAUCACUCAAAUCUAAACUCUUAUCUUCUACAAGUCGUACCAGGAAGACUUUCAAUCAUGUCUCUCCGGACUCUCGAACAACUACCACAGGCCACCCCUACUAUGGACACUGGACACUCAUUGCCAUCACUACCCUCGUUACCAAAGGAAGGGAGCCUCUUGUCCCCGCCAAGCUCACCAGAAAGAACGGCCACUCUUAUCCUAUCAGAGGAACGAAUUCAUUCUCAGCCAACAUAUGAGAAACCCGCUUCGGUGGAGAACCGAUUACGAUCCGCUGCAGAUGUUAUUAGCCGCAUCAUCUGGGAUCCGGAUUUCGAUAGGGAAGACUUUGUGAUCGUAUAUGAGGACCGAUUCGAGGGACGCCUAGAAGCCAGUUUCAAUACGUGGAAGCGAGAUACGACGCACGAGGAGUUCAUCCCGCAACACCGAAUCCUUCAUAUCAAGCGCCGGUCAGACGGGGAGGUGGUAUGGGAUCGAAGAAGGAGGAUUGAUAAGGUCUUCUUGAGCGGGAAUUCGGCCUUUGACUAUCUGGGCUUUCUUACUAGUUGAAUGGAGCCAUCUCCGAGGGGACAUACUGUUGGUGAUUGGUAGACAACUUAUAGAUCGUAACUUGAAGGCGGGCAAUACCUAGUACUACCUCAAGUACAGUGCCAGGUGGGAACCACCUUCCGUCUUGUGUG